CGUCGUUGUUUUGUUAAAUUUGAACAAGUUCUAAAAAGCGAAAAGUUUUUUUGUUUCCCUUUCAUUUAUAAUUGAAAAAAUUCUUCGAACACGAUUUUCAUUUACAAAUUUUUUUUCUUUCCAUUCUUCUUUGAUCUCUCGUUUACACUAAAGUCAUUUUUUUCUCAUUUUUUUGUUUGAUUGUUUUAUUUGAUUGAAAAUUAUUCAUUUUCCCGAAAUGAAAAAGAUGACGAAUUCAAAAUUGUUUGUUUUGUUUUCGUUAUUGACAUUCUUUAGUGAAUUUAUUUAUGCAAAAAUCUAUUUUCGUGAAGAUUUUAUUGAACCAGAUUGGCAAAAACGUUGGGUACAAUCGAAACAUCCGAAUAAAGAAUUUGGUGAUUUUAAAUGGACUGCUGGUAAAUUUUAUGGUGAUGUUGAAAAAGAUAAAGGUAUACAAACAUCACAGGAUGCACGUUUCUAUGCACUUUCUUCCAAAUUCGACAAUGAAGCAUUUUCCAAUGAAGGCAAAGAUCUUAUUAUACAAUAUUCAGUAAAACAUGAACAAAAUAUUGAUUGUGGUGGUGGUUAUAUAAAAUUAUUUGAUUGUGGUCUUGAUCAAACUGAUUUACAUGGUGAAUCACCUUAUCGUAUUAUGUUUGGUCCGGAUAUUUGUGGACCGGGAACAAAAAAAGUUCAUGUGAUAUUUAAUUAUGAUGGUAAAAAUCAUUUGAUUAACAAAGAAAUUCGUUGUAAAGAUGAUGUACAUACACAUCUUUAUCGUUUGGUUGUUAAACCGGAUAAUACCUAUAAAGUUAUGAUCGAUGGUGAAGUUGUUGAAAAAGGUGAAUUAGAAAGUGAUUGGAAUUUUUUGCCACCAAAAACAAUUAAAGAUCCUGAUGCAAAAAAACCUGAUGAUUGGGAUGAUCGUCCAAAAAUUGAUGAUCCAGAAGAUAAAAAACCCGAAGAUUGGGAUAAACCGGAAUUUAUACCAGAUCCAGAAGCAACUAAACCAGAAGAUUGGGAUGAUGAAAUGGAUGGUGAAUGGGAACCACCACAGAUUAAUAAUCCAGAAUAUAAAGGUGAAUGGAAACCAAAACAAAUUGAUAAUCCUAAUUAUAAAGGACCAUGGGUUCAUCCAGAAAUUUCAAACCCUGAAUAUAAAGCUGAUCCACAAUUGUAUUUGCAAAAAGAAAUCUGUGCUGCCGGUUUUGAUUUAUGGCAAGUUAAAGCAGGUACUAUUUUCGAUAAUGUACUUAUUACUGAUUCGGAAACUGAAGCCGAUGAAGUUGCUGAAGAUUUAUUGAAAAAUAGAAUUCCAGCUGAAAAGAAAAUGAAAGAAGAACAAGAUGCUGAAGAAGAAGCUAAACGUAAAGUAGAAGAUGAAGCUAAAAAAGCCGAUGAAGUGGAUAAAGAAUUGGAUAAAGAUGAAGAUGCUGAUUUGGAUGAUGAAGAAAAAAUUGAUGAAAAACAUGAUGAAUUGUAAAAACAUUUUUUUCAUAUAAUUUUUUUUUCUCUCUCCCAUUUGUAAUGUAAUCCAACCAAAAAAAAUAAAUUACAAAAACGCA
Molecule: messenger RNA, 1544 nt
Organism: Dermatophagoides pteronyssinus (European house dust mite)
Lineage: Eukaryota; Metazoa; Arthropoda; Arachnida; Sarcoptiformes; Pyroglyphidae
Gene: Calr
Product: calreticulin
Biological process (GO): ERAD pathway; protein folding
Cellular component (GO): endoplasmic reticulum membrane; endoplasmic reticulum
Molecular function (GO): calcium ion binding
Source: RefSeq, a predicted model, not a curated record